GGCAGUGCGGAAGCGGAAGAAGCUGCAGAGCUAGGAGCCUUCAGUAGGCCGGCCGGGUCCUGGGCUCCGGGCCGCCCGUCUCAAUGCCGAGCCCCCGGAGGAAUGUUGAGGGACGUCCGCUGGGCGCCUCUGUCUCGAGCAGCAGCAGCGGCGGCGGCGGAGGCCCUGGAAGCCCGACCCAUGGCAGCGGUGGCGGCGGAAGUAGCAGCAGCAGCAGCAGGUUCGAAUUCCAGUCCCUGCUCGGCAGCCGAGGGUCGGGUGCGGACCCCACCUGCACCCGGCUCCGCCAGUCCGAGAGCCCGGUGCACCGCCGCGGCUCCUUCCCGCUGGCAGGAGCCGGCCCCUCACAGGCACCACCUCCCCCCUUGCCUGAGGAGGACCGCAUGGACCUGAACCCGUCCUUCCUGGGCAUAGCCCUGCGCUCGUUGCUGGCCAUCGACCUGUGGCUGUCCAAGAAGCUGGGGGUGUGCGCCGGAGAAAGUUCUUCCUGGGGCAGCGUGCGGCCCCUUAUGAAGCUGCUGGAGAUCUCCGGACAUGGCAUUCCCUGGCUGCUGGGCACCCUCUACUGCCUGUCCAGGAGCGACAGCUGGGCCGGGCGCGAGGUGCUGAUGAACUUGCUCUUCGCUCUGCUUUUGGACCUGCUGCUGGUGGCCCUGCUCAAAGGGCUGGUCCGCAGGCGACGCCCAGCCCACAACCAGAUGGACAUGUUUGUCACCCUCUCGGUGGACAAGUACUCCUUCCCCUCGGGCCAUGCCACCAGGGCCGCCCUGGUGUCAAGAUUCAUCUUGAACCACCUGGUACUGGCUAUUCCACUGAGGGUGCUGGUGGUACUGUGGGCCUUCAUCUUGGGCCUCUCUAGGGUCUUGCUGGGGCGACACAAUGUCACCGACGUGGCUUUUGGCUUUUUAAUGGGCUACAUGCAGUAUAGCAUCGUGGACUAUUGCUGGCUCUCACCGCACAAUGCACCGUUGCUCUUUGCACUGUGGAACCAACAGUGACACCAUCUCAUUCAUUACGGCACCAGGAAAUCUAAAGGUUUCCACAUGCAAUCAUGCCAUCAUGCUGACAGAAAUCAGCAGCCAUUCUGAUUGUCCCUCUUAGGACAUUUCAGGCUUCCUUUGUGAUUUCAGGUGUCCUACCAUCUUGAUGGGUUGCUGGGCUGGAGCACAUGCUGGCCAUCACUGGUCACAGCCGUAUUACAGAAAGAAAAAAAAAAUCCCUCUAUCAUACAUUCAACAAUUGUUUGUAUCUCCAGGAAAACUGCGAAGAAACCAAGCUGGGUGAUUAUUAACAUUGCUGUUUUCUAAAAGUUGACAUCAGAAAAAUUGUGUUCUGUAGUGAUCCUAUACAUCAAUGUAUCACUUGUAAAUUAAACUUUGAAAAAGAAA
This is a messenger RNA of Phyllostomus hastatus (greater spear-nosed bat), 1388 nucleotides long. It is a transcript of the gene PLPP6, whose product is annotated as phospholipid phosphatase 6. NCBI's taxonomy places the organism in Eukaryota, Metazoa, Chordata, Mammalia, Chiroptera, Phyllostomidae. The record is from RefSeq and is a predicted model, not a curated record. Gene Ontology annotation, molecular function: sphingosine-1-phosphate phosphatase activity. The transcript has a single exon. Bases 84 to 998 code for a protein of 304 amino acids.